Macrosteles quadrilineatus (aster leafhopper) is the source of this 2478-nucleotide messenger RNA. Its product is annotated as protein SERAC1. The coding region runs from base 98 to 2197 and encodes 699 amino acids. The record is from RefSeq and is a predicted model, not a curated record. The transcript is spliced from 14 exons. NCBI's taxonomy places the organism in Eukaryota, Metazoa, Arthropoda, Insecta, Hemiptera, Cicadellidae.
UUCAAGUAUUUUUAAUUGUCUCUGAUUACACUCAAACUUGUAUUUAGUAAGAAAUUUGCCAUUGUUUUAGUGUUAUCAAAACCUAAAUUACAGUGUGAUGCGUGGUGGAAAACUGUUACUUGCAGGAUAUGUAAAACCUCUUGGGACCACAAUAGUUGUCACUAGCCUAGGAUGGUUACUAUUCGAAGUCAACGCCACAUAUAAUAAUCUGAAAACCAUAGGUAGAAGUGAAAUGAUACACCAUGGAGCUAAGUAUAUCACAAUUAGUGAAAAUAUAACCAAAGGUUUAGUGCUUGGGUCAGAUGGACAUCUGGAGCUACAGUUGGGACGUCAUAGGCUAGCUGCAUGGUUGAGUCGCACCAAGUAUCACAUUAGCCAACGCCUGCUAGCUGUUGCUCAGUCUGAUGAUUCCCAAGUUAGGCUGAUGGCUGUGAGAAUGCUAGCCUCCAUGAGAAGUCUUUCCCCGGCUGAUCUGAUACAACUUGCACAAUCCUGUGACUGCCACUCUGCAGUUGGAUUGGCCAGGAGUCCGAACAUCGACCAAGGAUACUUCCUCAGUCCGCCAUCACUUUAUAAAAUAACAGACAAGAAGGAAAUGAUAAACGAAAUGAGAGACAUCUUGUUUAAGCUAAACCAGCAACAUGGACAUUUGUGUGUAAAGUUUUUUCUUUCGAAGGCUUUUCCAGGAUAUGAGAAGCAGGAAAAUUACCUGAUGGAUGCAGAGUUAAUGUUAACCGAGCCGUGGCAAAUCUUAACAACACAAGACAACUUGCUGCCACUUUGCAUCCAAGCUUUGGACCACCACCUCUCUAGUGUAAACAGUGAAGUUGACUUUGUGAAACUUGGUGGGCUCCCGUUACUUAUGGCAGUGUAUCAAACCGUUAAAGAAGAUAUAAAUUCAACUAAAAUUGUGUGCAGAAUUUUAACAAGAAUUUGUACUCAUCCUGAAUUUCUUCCUAGGAUUUGCGAAUCAGGUUGGAUCAAAGUUUUGUCAGAAUGGGUCAACAGUAAAGACCUGCCACUGAGUGUGCUGGCCGGACAAUGCCUCAUCAACCUAGACCGAGAUAAUCACACGCAGAGCCACUACGGCCGCAACGUCGUACCUUUGCAUCCACUACAUCGCUCACACGCCCCACUGCUGGACGUUGUCUUUGUCCAUGGACUCCUAGGCGGAGUGCUGACCACUUGGAGGCAACGAGACAGUAGCAAAAAUGUAAACAUAGGGCUGCAGAAAGAUGAUAUCACCAGCACCACGGACAGUGGGCAACGCAGCAGUGACAGUGACACAGUGGAGUACCUGACCGCUCUGAGUGAGCUGGCCGCAGCAGACUGGGACCAGACGGGAAGUGACUUUGAGUUUGUCGUCAGUGACUUCCCCGUCAACUGCAAGUCAGAAUAUUGUGACCACCUUCUUACUCUUAGUGGGAGGGAUCCUCACCUACGUCGGUGUGCUACUGAGACCUCUUACAGCUUGUGUUGGCCCAAAGAUUGGCUCUCCAAGGAUUGCUCAUCUAUUCGUCUGCUGGGUGUUGAUUAUGAAAGUAGAAUCUCAGAAUGGUUCCCAACAUGCUCUGAAAAAAUAAGGGCAAGAACACUACAAGAACGAGCCACUGUAGUGUCGUCUGAACUGGAGAGCUGCAGUGUGGGACAGAGACCCACUGUGUGGGUGGCUCACUCCAUGGGUGGCCUCCUGGUCAAGAAGAUCCUCACUCAAGCUGCGCAGAGUUCUGAUGAGAGUCUUCGGAACGUUGCACUCAACACCAAAGCCAUAGUUUUCCUCAGCACACCUCACCUAGGGUGUCCUCUGGCAAAGAUGAAUGACAUCCUCAACUACCUGCUGUGGCCUUCUACAGAGGUGGAAGAGCUUAGACAGAACUCAGAUGUAUUGAACAAACUUCACCAAGAAUUUAAUGACUUAUUGAAAGAAGUUAACAUCAGGAUCGUAACUUUUGCUGAGGCAAAGUCCACUCGUGUUUCUACACUGGGGGUAGACUUCCACAUUGUACCACCAGAGUUCUCGUAUUUUGAUGUUGGGGAUCUAUAUGAAAUGCCUUGUGACCAUGCUUGUGUGGCGAAGCCAUUCAACAGGUUGUCAUUCAUUUACCAGACCGUUUUGCAUGUGAUUAAGUCUGUUAAAGAAGAAUAUUAUGGCUCAAAAAUAAAAACCCGUGGAAUAAGUAACAAUGAGAGAACGUAACAAAUAAAAUAUAACUAUUAAUUUAUCACCUGUUGGGGAUUUCCAAAGUUUUUUAUAACUUAAUAUCCCUACACCCUUAUGUUUGAAUCCGAUUUUGAUUUUUCUGUACAUAUAUUGUUUUGCGUCUUUGCAUACAUGUACUGUAUGUCUUUGUCCAUAACUAUAGUCACAGUCUGCUUACCAAAAGGUGAACAUUCAUUUACAAUAUAACUUUAAAAUAACAAUACAUUAAAAUUGGGAUUUGGAAUCAAAUAAAACACAAUCAAAAUAUAUUCAAGAAU